Messenger RNA from Trifolium pratense (red clover), 1579 nucleotides. Its product is annotated as ethylene-responsive transcription factor ERF060-like. Lineage: Eukaryota; Viridiplantae; Streptophyta; Magnoliopsida; Fabales; Fabaceae. The coding region runs from base 363 to 1277 and encodes 304 amino acids. The record is from RefSeq and is a predicted model, not a curated record. Gene Ontology annotation, biological process: regulation of DNA-templated transcription. The transcript has a single exon. Gene Ontology annotation, molecular function: DNA-binding transcription factor activity; DNA binding.
AAAUUCCAGCACAAAGUGAGAGUAUAUAAAUCAAGAAAGCUAACCCAUGAGAAUACAAGAGUGAGGCCACUCACAAAACAAAAGUGAGAGAGAGGAGGUAUCAAUCCUUUCUCCUCAUUCUUUCAUCUCUUUCCCAAUCUUCCUCUUUUUCACACCCCCUUCAUUUUCUUCUCUCUUUCUUGUAUCCCUCUUUCCAAAUCUAACUUGCUCAAAUUACUCACAUUUUCCCCUUUAUUUUGUGCACUCAAAUCAUCAAGAAAUCAAGGUUUUAAUUUUUUUUUUUUUAUUAUUGUUAGUAACUUCAAAUUUUACACAAACACAAAAAAAAAAAUCAUUUUUUUACACCUUUUCUUGGUAAAAACAUGUCAACAGCUAUAAAUAUAUACAAUAGCAACAAAAACAUUACACAUGGUUUCUUAGAUCCAUAUAAUGAAGAACUUAUGAAAGCACUUGAGCCUUUUAUCAAAAGUGAUUCUUCAUUAAUCUCUUCUUCCACACAUCAACAAUCACACUUUCCCUCAACUUCUUAUUCACCAUUUUCACCCAAUUACUUCACCUACGAAACCCAAACAAGCUCAAUUGGACUUAACCAACUCACCCCAUCACAAAUCCUUCAAAUUCAAACCCAAAUUCAAAUUCCCCAAAAAAGCCAUCUUUCUCAAAAGCCCGUUUCCAUGAAGCACUUUUCAACUCCUUCAAAACCGAUGAAACUCUACCGUGGAGUUAGACAACGUCAUUGGGGAAAAUGGGUUGCUGAAAUAAGACUCCCAAAAAACCGUACUCGUCUCUGGUUAGGUACAUUUGAAACUGCAGAGGAAGCAGCUUUUGCUUAUGAUAACGCAGCUUAUAAGCUUAGAGGUGAAUUUGCACGACUCAAUUUUCCUCACAUGAGUCACCAUGAAAAUUACAAUCCUCUCCCUUCUUCCGUUGAUUCAAAGCUUCAAGCUAUUUGUGAAACUUUAGCCAUUUCUCAAAAACAGGGGAAACAGGGGAACAAUGAAAAACCCUGUUCCUCUGUUGUUGAAGAUGUAAAACCGGUUGUUUGUAUUCCUACAAAACCGAAGGAUGAAUUGGUUUGUCACAAGUUUGAGGAUUUUAAGGUUGAGAAUGAGAAGACAAUGAUUUCAUCUAUGUCUGAUGAAUGUUCAACUUGUUUGUCAUCUCCAGAAUCUGGUAUUACUUUCUUGGAUUUCUCAGAUUCUAGCCAUUGGGAUGAAGUGGAGAAUUUUGGGUUGAAGAAGUACCCUUCUGUUGAAAUUGAUUGGGAAGCUUUAUGAGUCUUUGAAGUGAUUUAGCAUUACUCUGUUUUUUGGUUUUAGUAUAAGUUUCUGUGCUCUGUAAUUUUAUUUGGGGUAUGCUUUAUUUAAGGUAUGUUAUGGUGUCUUUGGCAGCAUCUGCAAUGAAGUUUUUGACAUAUGCAGAUGUUUUUAAUGAGACAAUAUGGAAAUUUUAGGCUACUAAAUUAGAGUGUCAUCUUAGUGGUUACUAUGGUCUUCUUGGUCUGCUGGUGUUUUUUUGUUCCUUGCAUGAUCAUAUAGGAGUUUCUAUUUGUGUAUUGGUUAUUUCUUGUUCAACUUAA